CGUUACUCGGAGACUAUGUCGGACCAUGCGGCGGCCAUAGUAUUAGAAGCAGGAAAACAGUCGUGGAAUCCCCUGUAAAGGCCGUGAGAGUGCGAGAUAGGUACUAUCCCUGCACCUGCAUACUCGGUUCUGUCGUUACUUAUCAAAUGGCUACGAAAGACGUCCUGCUCGUCGGCCUGGGUGCAGUUGGAACGAUAUAUGCUUAUAUCCUUCAAAGCAGCAAGCUUGCGCGAGUCACUGCUGUUGCCCGAAGUAGCUAUGAUGUUAUGAAUGCCAAGGGCAUACACAUCAGGAGCAAAAAGUAUGGCACUCACGAGAGCUGGAAACCCUACCGUCUGGUAUCGUCGGUGGCAGAAGCUGCCGAUCGACCGUAUUCCUACGUGGUCCUGACAACCAAGGCGAUUCCAGAGGUGAUAAAGACACCUCAGGUCCUAGAACCGCUGCUUUCUCGUCCGUAUAGUGAGAGGCAUCCUCAGCCUACUUACGUCUUGCUCCAAAAUGGACUCGGAGUGGAGCGAGACUUGUAUCAUAGCGUCAAGGCCCUCAAUCAAGGUGAACCAAAUAUCAUCAGUACUGUCGUAUGGAUCGCGACGAAUCUGGUGGAGAAGAAUGUAGUCGAGCACAAUCACUUUGAUCGUGUUACGAUUGGAAUGUACAGACAUGGAGACCACCUGACGACUACUAAUUCUCCUGAAGAAAAUGCUAUUCUGACAGACUUUGGGACCAUGAUCAGAACAGGCGGUUCAGACGUGACGAUUGUAACAGAGAUUCAGCGCAAGAAAUUCGCCAAGACAUUUUGGAAUGUCGCAUUCUCCUCCUUCUCAACCCUCAUCGGGGCCUCUCCUACAGCGAUGUUUCGACCUCCGCCUACUGAGGGCCAAUUGUAUAGUCCUUACAUUGCACCUCAGACAGCAUCGAUUGUCGAGAAAACUACCAUUCCUGUUCUACGUGCAGUUCUACAAGAGAUGAUUGCCCUUGGGCGUGCAUUGGGCUACCCGGACGACGAAGAUGGUCUACCUUCUUCCCUCGUUGACAGUACUAUAUCAAAUACCGCAGAGUUACACCGCAGCCCUACCCUUAAUACUCUCCCGAGCAUGCUCCUUGACGCCCAGAAUGGGCUGCCUAUCGAGGUGGAGGUUAUUUUUGGGGAGGUGGUCAGAAUGGCGAAGGAAACGGGGGUAGAUGUGCCACGUAUUGAAACCCUAUAUGCGUUGCUAGCUAUCAUCCAAAACCAGGCUCUUGGUGGAUUUAGACAGCCCAAAGCCUAGGAACGGUGACCUUUUUAUGUCAUGAUAGUAUAUCAUGAAGACUAAGCCAUUAAUUGGUGCAUGACUUGGAUAAUAAAUGGAUGCCGCUCCUCUUCGUAUUACGUAUCACAGCCGCCAGCAUACAGCGCGCUCCGCUUUUUCCUUUCCAAUACACCGCAUCUUCAAUUCUGCCCUUGCCCCACUUGAAACUUUCACACCACCGCAUACUUGGUGCCUAUCUGCUAGGUCAGUU
This is a messenger RNA of Suillus clintonianus, 1500 nucleotides long. RefSeq names its product ketopantoate reductase PanE/ApbA-domain-containing protein. The record is from RefSeq and is a predicted model, not a curated record. Lineage: Eukaryota; Fungi; Basidiomycota; Agaricomycetes; Boletales; Suillaceae. Gene Ontology annotation, cellular component: cytoplasm. Bases 147 to 1268 code for a protein of 373 amino acids. Gene Ontology annotation, molecular function: oxidoreductase activity. The transcript has 7 exons.